UGAAAACAGUGUUAUUCUUUAUUCAGCAUAUGAUGGCCAGCUUUCAUCGAUACAUUCAAUAAAAUGGAAGAAUGAAAAGUAUAGAUGUAUUUUUUUUUGUUUCAGCGAAAGAUAGAUCAUGAAACUAUGAGGAUACCUAUGAAACUUUACCUCAUAGUAUUUGUCUGUGCAUUCAUAAUAUUAGUACAAUAUCACAUUUACAACCCUUGGGUAAUACCAAAUGGAAUCAACAAUAAUGUUAACGAAGUACGACAAGAAGUCAGCGAAAGGAAACUCCAAGUGUUGUGCAAUAACGUGACACCUGAUGAUGGUUCUGAUUUACCGCCUCUCUUCAUUAUAACACCCACAUACAAAAGACCUGAACAACUUGCAGAACUUACUCGAUUAUCUCAUACCCUAAUGCAUGUGCCGAAUCUAACUUGGUUAGUGAUAGAGGAUGCCUAUAAAAGGAAUGAUCUCAUAGAGGAACUAUUGAGCAGAUCAGGGCUAAGAUACCAAUACAUGGUUGCACCGAUGCCUGUAGAAUUCAAAAACAAAACUAGAGGUCCUAAGCCCAGAGGAGUCUCAAACAGAAACAAGGGGUUGCAGUGGAUACGACAAAAUGCUAAGUCAGGCGUGUUUUACUUUGCAGAUGACGACAACACCUACGAUUUGGAGUUAUUCAAGCAAAUAAGGUACACAAAAAGGGUGUCCAUGUUUCCUGUGGGGCUGAUUACGAAGGCAGGGGUCAGUUCACCAAUAGUUCGUAAUGGUGUUUUCUCAGGGUUCUAUGACGGUUGGAUAGGUGGGAGAAAAUUUGCUGUAGAUAUGGCUGGGUUUGCGGUGUCCGUCGAAUUCCUUUUAUUGCGCCCCCAUGCUGUGAUGCCUUUCAAGCCAGGUUUCGAAGAGGACGGAUUCCUGAAAAGUCUGUCACCUUUUGAACCCAAACAAGUUGAGUUACUUGCAACAAAUUGUACAAAAAUACUAGUAUGGCAUACGCAGACAAAGAAGAAUGAACCAUCGUUGCCUAUAGAUAUGAAUAAAUAUAAUAAUUCGAACCUAAUCAUGCUCAAGAAAAUUCUAGUCUAGGCUGUUUUAAUAUUUAUAAUGCUGUAGCAUUACAUAUUGAAGUGAUCAUGCUAUAUAAUGGCAUAUUGUUUUUAAAAAAGUCCAUUCAAAUUGUAUAUAAUGCAUAAAAAUAAUUUAUUUUUUUAUAAGCUACCUACCUACUGAUUUUCAUGUUGAAAGUUAGUUGAAAGAGCAGAAAUAAUCCUGUGUCAUUAAAUUUUAGUAUUUUCUCGUUAGUAUGAUUUGUUUUAAAUCAAAAGUAUUUUCCGAAGGCGAGUGAGAAUUUCUGUUUGGUAGUAUCAAUGUACUUCAAGUGAAUGAGAACAUGAUUGUGAUACUCGUUAUAUCGAUACAUACUCGUUGAAUCAUAUCCCAUUUUACAUUUAAAUUUCAGUUCUCAAGAUAGAGGCUGUGGACGAAUUUUAUACCUACACUAAGUUUAAGGUAUUGCAAUAUACACAAUCAUGUAGAUAUUAGAAUAAAUUUAUUUAUC
Phaedon cochleariae (mustard beetle) is the source of this 1540-nucleotide messenger RNA. The record is from the annotation of a GenBank genome assembly. NCBI's taxonomy places the organism in Eukaryota, Metazoa, Arthropoda, Insecta, Coleoptera, Chrysomelidae.